AAUAUCCAACUCUGCACUAACAUUAUCUACACAUGUUUGCUAACCAAUUGGAAAGAAAAAGAAAGAGAGAGCAGAGCAUUGCAUUCUCAACUUCACUGAAACCUGAAGUACAAAUUUUCACCAUGAAGUGCAUCGUCCAUUUUCAGUCUUUAUUUCCUUCCCUGCAUUCACACCCCAAACAGAAGCUGAUGAAAAAACACAAGUGGCUCAACCCUUGUAGCCUGGUUAAACUUGACCAAAGAGUACUAUCAGUAAGGACGAAUGCAGUCCCUAAUCCUCUGAUUCUUGCUGAAAGUACUUCUCCGGCUCAAGGUGGUGACAUAUCCGUGCUCCUUCCAACUGGUGGGUUGCUUCUGUUUGUAUAUGGGAUAGCCAACUUCGUCGUGCCGUUCUUCAUCUCCAAAUCCUUCGAGUCUGAUAAGGAAACUGAAGAUUCAGGGCCUGAAUAUGAGGGUUCGUUUAAUGAUGAGGCGAGUAAAGCCAAAUUACGGACCAAAAAACCUUAAACAUAUGAUUACAUAAUUAAUUACAUGUAAUGGGUGUCUGUCUGAUUUGUAUUUCUAAGUCACAUGUUCUUCCUUUUUGGAGGAUAUUACUGGAAAGUAAUUUGUCUUCGUUGUA
This is a messenger RNA of Ricinus communis (castor bean), 621 nucleotides long. RefSeq lists its product as uncharacterized. The transcript is spliced from 2 exons. The coding region runs from base 33 to 506 and encodes 157 amino acids. The record is from RefSeq and is a predicted model, not a curated record. NCBI's taxonomy places the organism in Eukaryota, Viridiplantae, Streptophyta, Magnoliopsida, Malpighiales, Euphorbiaceae.